Orbicella faveolata is the source of this 1313-nucleotide messenger RNA. RefSeq lists its product as uncharacterized. The record is from RefSeq and is a predicted model, not a curated record. NCBI's taxonomy places the organism in Eukaryota, Metazoa, Cnidaria, Anthozoa, Scleractinia, Merulinidae.
CUACGAAGAACAGUUGAAAAACAACACAGAAAUUUUACAGAAAAACAACACCCACCUACAAAAUCUCUUAAAGGAAAGCUUGGACAUCGCCACCCAAAGGGCGGAGGAGAAUGAGACAUUAAAGCAAAAAGUAAAAGAAUGUGAGCGUCAGCUGCAGGGGAGACUUAGCAUCAGUCCAAAAUACUCGAGAGACGAGGAAAGCUUUACGUAUCAGCAACAAAUGGUGAAAGCAAAACAAGCUCUAGAGGAGAAACGUAGAGAGCUCGACAAGUUUAAAGAAAGGCAUGCUGCCUUCUCAGAAAGAAGGGUGAGAUCUGAUCAGAGACGAACAGAAAACACGCUAAGCACAAACAGGCAAUCACAGCUGGAGAGUGAAUACGUCAUUGAAUUUAAGGACGGUACACGUGUUGAUGCUAUUGACAUUCUAACAACUAGAGGUGGUCGUUAUCGGGGUAGCAAAAUCAGCUCAAUGGAGUAUCUUAAGUGUUGCAGACUCGCUUGCUUUACUUUAGGGGUAAUGUUCUUGAAAUUUAAUAUGUAUCAAGUGUAAUUUAUUUCUUGAUAUAAUGUGAAAAAGAUUAGUUGAGCUUUUUCUUCACGUUCCCAGUUCUAUGAUAACGAAUGCACUGGUUUAUUGGGCUGAAGUUCAACUUCUGCAUUUCAUGGUUUUUCCUCAAAGUGUGAUCUGAACAGAAAUAAUAUCUAGCAUCUAUAAUAACCUUUCUUUUACAGAAAAAACAGUAUAAAAAUGCAUUUGUUCUCAGAUAAACGACUUCUGAAAUGAAAUCAUCGAUCUUCGGCAGAUGAAGGCAUUACCAUUCCUCACAGCGAAUUAAUACAGGAUAACGCCGUCUUUUAGCAUUUCCUUGAUAUAUCUCAUCACUUGGAAAAGAGAAGAUUAUCUCGCUUUAAUCUGGAAAGAACCGAUUCGAAAUUGUUGAAAAGAAGACUAGAACUGCCGGGAGCUGAAUUCUCAACGCAAAAUCUCAAGCGGGGCAGUGCUAGAAAGGGAGUGUUCAAUAGAGGCAGAACACAAGUAAAAACCUUCGUCGACCCGAGCAGGAUCAAAUUCGAAAAGGGCGGCUUACCAGGUUCGAUAAGGGUGAUGGUCAAGCGAAAAUAAGAGCUUAAACUCUACUUCAACUUAAAAUACAACAAAUACGCGGGGAAAAACAGGCUACAGUCCAAGGUCCACCAAAUCUGGCCAUGACACUCCCACCUUCCCACCCAACCUCUUUCCCAUUGCCUUUUCCCUUACUUAGGGGCAAGACGGGGCGAGGCGGGGCGAGGUGGGGCGCGGCGGGGUGGUUUUA